CAGGAAAAGGAAAAGGGGUGUAUUUUAGGCCUAAUCUGAAUAUUCGUCAUUAUAAUUAUGAUAUGACAAAAAAAAUAAUAUUUGAUUGAGAAAAUAAAACCGAAAGUGAAACCAGAAUGAUAUACCUGUAUAUUUUUCCAUACAUUUUUAUGGUGGUGACUCUAUCAGGUAUUUAUAGUGACUGUCCCCCAGCCAAUGUUAAUGAUGGUACAGUGACCAGUUAUAACUAUAUAGAUCCUCAGAAUUAUGAUAGAAACUAUUCUACCUAUAGUUCUGACCGCCGACCAUUAGGUUAUGAAAAAACCACAGUUUAUUUCGGGGUGGGGAUUCCUCAUCCUUGUAUUAAAGUUACAGAUGCUAGAAACAGAAUGUUUGAAAUUAUGAUUCAAACCACCCCAUCCGCAAAAAUAUGUUUGAAAAAAGGAAAAAGGUCUCAAGAGUUGUGUGGAUUUGACACAUUGAGAGAUUGUGAUGUAUCUCCUGGUAGUACAGUAUAUAUAGAACUGUUCUGUACAGAUUGUGAAGAGUCAGACGUCAAUUUAUGGUACCGAAUUAGAAUGAGUAAUAAAACUGAUCGAGAUAUAGAGAAUUGGUGUUCCGAUGUGAUUCAGGAAUAUCCACGAGAUUUAAAGUCAGUGACCCUCCCUGAUCAUUUCAGCUACCCUCCUUCUGCUAAUGAUGAUAAAAACCACAGUGCUGUGUUACAAUGUAGUCUUCUGACUUUGGUCUUCACAUAUUCCGCUGUUUUUUUCUUAAAUUUUGUAUAACCAUUGUCAUGAUUUGAAAUGAAAAUAUGUUUUUUGCAUUUUGGGACAGAAAUUUGUGAUUUUUAAAAGUUCAAUACUGCACUUAAAAACAAAAUCAUUCCUUUUACAUUUACAUCCCAUUUGGAUAAUUAUUAUUAUACUAUUUACAACAGAACUUUUGUUUCAUUCCAAACAAUUUAUGAUUUUGAUUUAUCUUUUUUAUGAUAUAGUAGAUCCAGUUUCAAUGGCAAUUCUGAAUGUGAAUUUCAAAACUUAAACAAAUUCUUAACAUAAAAAAAGGAACGGAGCCAUGUUUUUUUUAUUUAUCUGAUAUUUUUGUAUAUAGGUAGUGUAAAAUGUAGGUUUGACUAAUUUGUAAUUUUUUUUUUCCUAUGGAGGCUGGCCCUCAGCUGAUUUAAAAUCAUUUUCUUAUGUUAAUAAAUUUUGUUAUUUCUGUUGUUUGUAAGGGCCUUAUUCUUAAAGCUUAACUUGAGAUGGUUUUACUGUUCCAGCCUGAUUGGUCAAUGACUAUGAUCGGUUAAAAAUUUAGUUUUAUUAUCCAAUCAGAUGGUUUUAUUUUUUAGAUUUGAAUUUUUACUUAGUUAAAUUUUCGAGAAUAAGGCCACAUUACUUACUUACUUUAUUUACUUAAUAAACAUUACUAAUUCCACAAUAUAUCAUUUUAUAAAUAUCUUUCACCAUGUCUGUAUUUUAUAACUUGACCAUAUUUUUAUAAUAAACUGGUAAUAUAUUUUUGUA
This is a messenger RNA of Lottia gigantea (owl limpet), 1505 nucleotides long. RefSeq lists its product as hypothetical. The record is from RefSeq and is a predicted model, not a curated record. The transcript has 8 exons. The coding region runs from base 117 to 767 and encodes 216 amino acids. Lineage: Eukaryota; Metazoa; Mollusca; Gastropoda; Lottiidae.